This is a messenger RNA of Fundulus heteroclitus (mummichog), 1999 nucleotides long. RefSeq names its product component of oligomeric golgi complex 8 (gene cog8). Lineage: Eukaryota; Metazoa; Chordata; Actinopteri; Cyprinodontiformes; Fundulidae. Gene Ontology annotation, cellular component: COG complex. The record is from RefSeq and is a predicted model, not a curated record. Gene Ontology annotation, biological process: intra-Golgi vesicle-mediated transport. The coding region runs from base 78 to 1862 and encodes 594 amino acids. The transcript is spliced from 5 exons.
GCCAGGGGGCGGUACCGCUGCUCCAGCACAACCCGGAAGUGUCCGUCACCUGCGUCGGAACCGGGAUCCGCAGCACCAUGGACGUGGAGGACGAGAGCAUCCUAGUGUCGGUGUUUAAGGACAGCUUCCCGGACAGCUGGAGGGACAACCCGGACUUCUCGGCCUACCUGUCCGAACUCAGCGCCUGCGGCCUGGACAAGCUGGGCCGGGAGCCGGAGCGGCUGGCCGACGAGCGGAACCAGAUCCUGCAGCAGACCCGGGAGCUGGCCUUCUCCAACUACCAGACCUUCAUCCGAACCGCCGACUGCACCGAGCACAUCUACCGGGACUUCGGCCGGGUGGAGGGCAGCGUGUCCCGGCUGCUGGACAAGCUGCCCCGGUUCGGAGAGCGGUGCAGGACCUUCAUGAAGGAGGCGGAGGAGAUCGGAGUCAGCCGGCGGAUGAACAGCCUCACGCUGAACCGCCACACGGAGAUCCUGGAGAUCCUGGAGAUCCCGCAGCUCAUGGACACCUGCGUCCGGAACGGCUACUACGAGGAGGCUCUGGAGCUGGCGGCGUACGUCAAGCGGCUGGAGAAGAAGCACUCGACGCUACCUGUCAUCCAGGGAAUAGUGCGGGAGGUGCGGCAGUCGGCGCAGCUGAUGCUCAACCAGCUGCUGCAGCAGCUGCGCACCAACUCCCAGCUGCCCGUGUGCCUGCGCGUGAUUGGCUACCUGCGGAGGAUGGACGUGUUCACGGAGGCGGAGCUUCGGGUGAAGUUCCUGCAGGCGCGGGGCAGCUGGCUGAGCUCCAUCCUGGCCGCCGUUCCUCAGGAGGACCCCUACUUCCACAUCACCAAGACCAUCGAGGCGUGCAGGGUCCACCUGUUCGACGUCAUCACGCAGUACCGGGCCAUCUUCUCUGACGAGGACCCGCUGGCGCCCCCCGCAGGCAGCCAGGUGGCGCUUAGCGAGGCGGCCAUUUUCCACGGCUGGGUGGUGCAGAAGGUGGCCGAGUUCCUGGAGACGCUGAAGAGGGACCUGCGGCGCGGCGUGGGGGGGCGGCUGGACUCCCUGCUGGGCCAGUGCAUGUACUUCGGCCUGUCCUUCAGCCGGGUGGGGGCCGACUUCCGCGGCCAGCUGCCGCCUCUCUUCCAGCAGGUGGCGCUGGAGACCUUCCGAGGGGCCGUGCAGGAGGCGGUGGAGAAGUUCCAGGAGGACAUGAACCUGUACACGCUCGUGGCCCUGCCCUCGGUGCUGGGGGGCGCCGUGGCCCCCGCGGCCCCCGGCGUGCAGCCCGGCACCCUGCAGCCCCCCAUGGCCCUGCUGGACUUCCAGCCGCUGGCCUGCUUCCUCAACAACAUCCUCAGCGCCUUCAAUGACCUGCGGCUCUGCUGCCCCCUGGGGCUGGCCCAGGACGUCAGCCGGAGUCUGGAGGACGGCCUGAAGACGGUGACCCGUCACUUCCUGGUGUUCUACCGGGCGGAGCAGUCGGCCUUCAGCAGCAGAGAGAAGGAGCUCUUCGUUCAGUUCUGCUCGUCGUACGCUGAGGACCUGCUGCCCUUCCUGAACCGCUGCCUGCAGGUUCUGUUCCCUCCAGCUCAGCUCGCUCUGGUUCUGGGUGUUCCUGUAUCUCAGCUGCACAGGUACGGCGGUCUGGGCUGCAUCGACGUCUCUGCGGUUCUGCAGCCGCUGGACUUCAUUUUACCCGAGAAGGAGCCGGAACCGGUGCUGCCGGAGGUGGACGUCACGGCCGAGCUGGGCCCGCUGGACUUUGACCCGCAGCUCGGAGAACCAGAACCGUCUCGGUCUGACCUCCUGGACUCAGAGUCUGCAGCCGGAGCGAAGCGUGACGAAGAGGAGGGACAUGAGGAAGAAGAGUGAUGGUCUCGACCCGAUGGACCGGGUCUGCAGGGGUUCUGCUCUGAGGGACUUAAAGCUCCACUGUGGUGAUGGGAACGUUCUCCUGGUUCUGUUUGUUCUCUAUGUUCAUUAAAAUCAUUUAGGUUUUAAAAGUCUCA